Molecule: messenger RNA, 1255 nt
Organism: Aethina tumida (small hive beetle)
Lineage: Eukaryota; Metazoa; Arthropoda; Insecta; Coleoptera; Nitidulidae
Product: proto-oncogene tyrosine-protein kinase LCK-like
Exons: 8
Coding region: 103-1128 (341 amino acids)
Biological process (GO): protein phosphorylation
Molecular function (GO): ATP binding; protein tyrosine kinase activity
Source: RefSeq, a predicted model, not a curated record
CGCAAUUCGAGGCAGUUGGCAGUACGUGUCCGUGAAGUUAGACACUGAAUAGUAGCUUGUCAUUCAAAUCACAUAACACUUUUAGUGAAAUAUAGAAAUAAGAUGGCAUACCCAAACGGGCAAAACCAGACACCACCUCGGUGCUACUGUAUGAUGAAAACUCUUCUAGGUGUCAUAUAUGAUAAUCCGGAAUAUCAUAGGAAAUUAUAUUAUAAGCAGGUUUCUGGCAGUAUAAAAAAGGGGAAAAGAAUACUUGCUCACAUCAAGAGUGACAUCACCAAGCAAUGCACCAUUGCAGACAAUCAACAUGAAUUAUUAAGAAUUAAAUAUGAAACAGCCCUUCCCACUUGUUUACAAGAAAAACUGUUUAAAUUGGACAACUUGUUUAUCACUGACAAAAUUUUGGAUUCAAGCAUACACAAUGUUAUUGUUUUUGGUACACUUAACAGAGGCACUCACAUAAUUGAGGUGGCUGUUAAAAUGAAGUUGUGGGAGUUCGACGUAGUCGAGACGGAAGUUUCUGCGAUGCGUGCCCUAACCCAUCCGAAUGUCAUGCCUGUUAUUGGCCUUAAUUUGGAACAUGGUAUAAUUCUCACUGAGUACAUGAGAAAUGGAACUUUGCAGAAUGUGUGCACUACAAUGCAAAGCACAAAUCAACUAUUCAAAUAUAUUUAUGAUGUAAUUAAUGGACUCAAAUACAUCCAUGGCAAAAAGUUCAUUCACAGAGAUUUGGAAAUUUCAAAUGUAUUUGUUGAUGAUAACUAUAGAUGUAGGAUUGGAGAUUUGGAAAAUGCUGUUUAUUUAGGCAAUUCACUAGUAUAUAUUCAGAAAGGGAAAUUUGUUCAGAGUUAUCAUUGUCCAAAGGAGGCCUUUGAGUACCAAGUAUUUUCGUAUGCAAGCGACAUUUACAGCUUAGCGUAUUUGAUGAUGGAAGUUUUGUUGUCUCCUAAUGUCAAAGAAUCCGCAAAAAAAUCUUAUUUGAUGUCUGAGUUAGAGAAGGUUUCUAAGUCAGAAAGAUGUCCAGGCAACAUAUUUCAGAUUGUUAUGAAAGCAUUAUCACCCAAUCCACAAAAUAGGCCAACCAUAGUAGAUUUUUACAAUGUGGUUGAAUCAUUAUUAAAUUUUUAGCCUAAUUUUUAUUUAUACGUUACAAUAAAGUAGUAAAAUAAACCAAAUGAAGAACGUCAUUUUCAUAUCCCAGUUAGAUGUUCUCAGUACACCUUUAUUUACAGGUGGUUCCAAAUUAAUAUAUGUG